AUGGUCCUCGAUCCCUUUACCUCACUGUCUCUGGCCUGCGCGGUAUGCCAGUUCCUUGACUUCUCGGGCACGCUGUUCUCGAAGUCGCGCAAGAUCUACAAGAGCACCACGGGCUACGACGAUGACACCGACACUGUGCUGGGAAUCACCAAGAAUCUGCGCUCUCUGACAGAGAAGUUGAAGACACCCGCCGAUCCUUAUUCGCUAUGA
Penicillium subrubescens is the source of this 210-nucleotide messenger RNA. RefSeq lists its product as uncharacterized. The coding region runs from base 1 to 210 and encodes 69 amino acids. NCBI's taxonomy places the organism in Eukaryota, Fungi, Ascomycota, Eurotiomycetes, Eurotiales, Aspergillaceae. The transcript has a single exon. The record is from RefSeq and is a predicted model, not a curated record.